CUUACUCUUCCGCCACCACCAUGGACACGAACCGCGUGCAGCCCAUCAAGCUGGCCCGAGCCACCAAAGUGCUGGGCCGGACCAGCUCCCAGGGACAGUGCACUCAGGUCCGCGUGGAGUUCAUGGACGGCAUCAGCCGUUCGAUCAGCCGCAACACCAAAGGCCCCGUCCGGGAGGGAGACGUGCUGACCCUUCUGGAGUCUGAGCGCGAGGCCUGGUGGUUACUCUGAGCCCUUCCAGCCCGAGCCCCACUGAUGGGAUCCCACUGAUUCAGUUUGAUCUGCCCAGUCUGGACAAGGAGAGAUGAGCCGCUGAAUGCCGUUCCAUUAAAAUUUUGUUCGUUUCCCCCC
Elgaria multicarinata webbii is the source of this 350-nucleotide messenger RNA. RefSeq names its product small ribosomal subunit protein eS28-like. Gene Ontology annotation, cellular component: cytosolic small ribosomal subunit; ribosome. NCBI's taxonomy places the organism in Eukaryota, Metazoa, Chordata, Lepidosauria, Squamata, Anguidae. The record is from RefSeq and is a predicted model, not a curated record. Gene Ontology annotation, molecular function: structural constituent of ribosome. Bases 21 to 230 code for a protein of 69 amino acids. The transcript has a single exon. Gene Ontology annotation, biological process: maturation of SSU-rRNA; translation; ribosomal small subunit assembly.